GUGAUCCAUCCACAAAUGUAAUUAGUCAACACAGGCUUGCUUGAGGUCUCGGAAGGAGGUUAUGUCAUUUCUCGCAUGUUUUGCUGGAUAUUGAUGCAUUUUAUCUCGUUGGACAUUUAUUAUUACUUUGCAACAUAAACUACGGCGUUGCCGAUUUCUUAAGGCUCCGAUGAGCGGCCACCACCAGACAAACAGUCUGUACGAUGACCUGUGUGAGGGCCUGGAGAACGCCCGCGGCCGGGUGUCGCGCGGCUGCACCAUGGCCGUGGAUCUCUGCUGUCCCUGCCUCAGGCGUAACCACCGAGUAGCGCCGUCCCCGGUGAAGUCUCCGAACCAGGAGUUUGUGGAGGUGUCGCCGCGCGGCCGGCUGCGCGUGCUGCACGUGCUGCCCUACCAGGUGCCCGGCCAGGACGAGCCGGACGCGCUGAGGGCGCAGCAGGACAAUGACGUGCCCACCAGCGACUUCUGGUUCAACCACUGGCAGGGUCCUCACAUCUCUGCCAGUGGUGCACCGCGGCGGAAGACCUCCACCAACACGUUCGGUCCGGCGGACGCGGCCGGCCGCGCGCGCAAGACGUCCAUGAGCGCGCCGGUCUCGCUGGCCGAGACGUCCGUGCGCCAGCUGCUGGACGACCUGGUGGACGAGGCGGUGGACUACUCGAGCGGCCCGGCGCCGCCGCCCGGGCCGCCGCACCCGCUCACCGAGCGGCCCGACGACGAGCAGCGAGAGGAGGACGCCGCCGACGGGCGCGCCAACCCGGCCUACGAGCCGAGCGCCGACGACCCGGCCGACGCGGCGGCGGCGGUGCGGCUGCCGGACGCCACCACGGACGAGACGGAGACGGACGACGAGCGCGACACGCCGCCGCCGUCCCACACCCAGCCCGUGCCGCCGCCGCCGUCACAGACUCACCAGCCGCAGCCGCACACACACCAGCCAAAAACAACCGCCGCCGACCAAAAGACUCCGCUGCUUUUCUUCCUGCACGGCGUGGGUGGGUCGGCCGACGUCUGGACCUCGCAGAUCAAAUACUUCUCCAAACUGGGUUACGAGUGCGUGGCGCCGGACCUGCUGGGCCACGGGUUCUCCUCGGCGCCCAGCUCGCCGCGUCACUACAGCUUCCAGUGGCUGCUGGAGCACGUCCGGUCCGUGUUCAAAAAGUACGCCACCAGCCGGCGGCGCGUCGUCGUCAUCGGACACUCGUACGGCUCGUCGUUCGCCUCGGUGCUGGCUCGCGAGUACCUGAACGUGGUGCUGCUGGUGCUGAUCUCGUGCGGCGGCCCGACGCCGCUGGCCGCGCCCUCGGACGUCUUCUCGCUGCCCGUCUGGGUGCUGUCCUGCCUCAAACCGCUCCUCAUCUGCGGGUUCAAAACCCGUGAGAUGUUCUACACGCCGCGGGGAAAGCUGAUCGAGGUGGAGAAGGGAUUCGACGUGCCUUCGUACGUCCUCAGUCACACCAUGCGCGGUCAGGUCUGGCCGGAGGGAGACCUCGGCUACCACAAGCAGAUCACGCUGCCCACUCUGCUGAUACACGGCAUGAAGGACAAGUUCGUCUCGCUGGUCGAAAUGUGCGACAUGGAAAAGGCGAUCCCGCGGGCGUUCCUGGAGUCGAUACCGAACGCCGGACACAUGGUGAUGCUGGAGGCGCCCGACGAGACGAGUCGGCUCAUACGCCAGUUCCUCGACCGGUGGCUCCACCAGACGCAGCAGCCCGUAACUGCCAGUUGAACACGCCGCCGACAGGUGGCAGCACCGUCCGCGGGCAGCGCUCCACGGCGGAACACUCGUCUUCCACACGGUAACCUCCCGCGGUUACCGCCCUACCGUUCUACACCGACUGUGAUCUAUGCAAGUUCGCCAUUCCAUUUGAUAAUGCGGCGCACGCACCAGCCCGAGGAGGCUGCCGUUGCCGAACUUCUGUGAUUUUAUCGAACAACGACGCGCGACGCGGACGCUCGUCGCUCUCUUUUACAUUGUUGAUCUGAUGGAAGAUCUGUUUCCGGUAGCACAAACGUACAUUGUGCUACGAUCGAGAGAUUUGCCCAAGUGCUCUUACCUGGGUGGCUGGGCCCCUAUUGUAUCUCGUUAGUACUUGGCAAUGCGGCUAUUUUUACUACGGUGAUAAAAUAUCGCCGAUAAAUAGGCCACCUUUGUGCUUUAACAAGAGAUAAUGACAGAUUUAGCCUGUUUCCAUGCACAGUUGUUGCACCGUUGAAGCCAAUAACUUAUGCCAAGUAUUUUAUCGGUGCGCGUUUCGUGCGCACUAUUCUGUCCACCCGUGCCGACAUUUUAGCGACUAACAGCUCGGUACAAUGUUGACCGGUGUCUUAGUUUAUCGUGGUAAUAUUUGGUGCCUUAUCUCGCUGUCUGUGGCGCUGGUUACCUUUAUGCCGUCCUGCUGCGGGUGUCUCCCAUGGGCUGGGUUAUGCCCCUUCCCCUCCGCCCUGGGGUUUAUUCCCUGAGGCCUGAGUGGUGCCCUUUUCCGAGGUCUUGGUUGUGUCCCCGCAGAUUGAGGCCCCUGGUAUGUGUUUUAGACCACCUGCCAGUGUUGUGAGAUAGGGGGAGGGGGUCGUUGAUUGCCGAGUUCUUGCGCGAAGACAGUAUGCGUUUUGUUGGAGAUGGUCAGUGAUUAGGAAUCGGAGGACGUUAGGCAGGGAUCGACUGUUUUACAUAUAGCACGUGGCACAAUGUCCGCAGCAUCCGCCACAGCACCGGUGGUUUGCUGCUCUCUGGUGCCGUUCAUAUCGAACGAACUGCUGAGAUUGUAGUGUAGAGGUGGUAUUCGGGUACGUCCGCUGUUUUAUAUGGCUCAAUCUAUGAGCGGUCCCGUUGCGAAACUUACAAAUCGUUUAUUCCUCUGUGUGAUUUCCACGGAGCAUGUCUUGAAGGCUCUGUUAUGCAUCCCCACUGGCAUAACACACAGUAUUGCGGUGGGCGUGCCCCAAUCUGUUUUAUCCGAACGCACACGUUACUUAUCGCACCUGUUGCCCCAAUAAUGGUAAGAUCUGAUGACGAGGCAUGAUACUGUGCUCAAAGACUUCAAUAUACCGUCUAUUUCAUA
Messenger RNA from Amphibalanus amphitrite, 3062 nucleotides. RefSeq names its product protein ABHD8-like. Lineage: Eukaryota; Metazoa; Arthropoda; Thecostraca; Balanomorpha; Balanidae. The transcript has 10 exons. Gene Ontology annotation, molecular function: catalytic activity. Bases 170 to 1729 code for a protein of 519 amino acids. The record is from RefSeq and is a predicted model, not a curated record.